This is a messenger RNA of Acaulospora colombiana, 1428 nucleotides long. NCBI's taxonomy places the organism in Eukaryota, Fungi, Glomeromycota, Glomeromycetes, Diversisporales, Acaulosporaceae. The record is from the annotation of a GenBank genome assembly.
AUGCGAAAGUAUCAGCGUAAUGAUAAUGCGUUGUUCUUCACUUUCAUGAUAAUAUGUAUCGUCGGAAUAAUAGGAGUUGAAACCCAACAGAAUGUGACAAUUCAACUGAUAGAUUCGCAAAUAAAGAAUGGAACACUUAGCUCAGAAAGUUCUUCAAAUGUGCAUUUCAUGUAUAAUGCUUCUUUUAUUUCUUUCGCAUUCGAUAGAACUGGUGGGCUCUCUGAAAUCAUUCGCAGGGCAGUAACAACAACAAAGCCAGUGAAAACUUCAACCAUUAGAUCAAGUACUAUUAGUACUAGUAGUUCGCCUAUUGCCAAAAUUCCAUCAAUUAACAAUCCUGUCACGUCCAACACAUCUUCCAACGCGUUUGCAAAACCAUUAAAAGUUUAUGUUUCCGAAGACCCGUCAAAUCCACAACCCGGUCCAAACAACUAUACAAAUUCAUAUGAUUUAAAUCAAGGAUAUGACACAGAUAAUUCUACUGCAUUGCUCAGGAUAGAUGGAGAUAUUGAUUCAUCAUCGGUAUCAACCUACAUAGCGAAGUCAAAUGAUUUGCGGGGUUUAUAUAAUUCUCUGUGUGCACUUCAAUACAAUCAAUUAUCCGGAGUUUCCAUUUCUUACAAUUUGACUACGCGGGGACUCGUUUAUCCAAACUACGGAACAAGGAUCGCUGUAUCAAUAAGUCAUCUCUCUAGUGGCACAAUAUAUACUGCUUUUGUCGUAUACAACCAAUUAAAUGUAAAUAAUGAUCAAUCCACAGCCAGUCCAACAUUUUUAAAAACAAAAUCUCAAAACAACUGUCGACUGAUUUCUGGCCUUUCAUUUUGCGAUAGAGUGGCAUACUCGGUGCCCGCAAACCCAGGGCUACCCAUGCCAAAAAUCGUUGACUUUUAUGACAAUCUCGCAUCAAGUCAAUACCAAAACUUCACUUUAUCAGUUUCUCAAAUAUCUAACACAUCUCGUUACUCGUUAGUUCGAGAUAUUAAUGAUUGCCUUGUCUCAUACAAAAAUUGGGUCUGCGCCGUAACGAUUCCGCGAUGCGGUGAUGUAGAUUCAACGGGAAUUACGAGGGAUGUCAAUAAAAGUCGGGUUUCCGACAUCGAUAGUGAAAUGGUUCCUGGUGCUUAUAUCGAAGUACCGCCUUGCAUCGAUUUGUGUUAUAAUACAUCACAAUCCUGUCCAGCAACUUUAUCUUUCGUGUGCCCACCAAACAACACAUUACUAUAUUCAAGUUAUGGAACAAUGGGUCCUAAUAAUAACGCGUCCAAUGGAACAAACGGAAUGCGUUGUAAUCCUAUGGGAAGCGAUUGGGUGAUAUCGAGUAUGGCCGUGCGAAGGGAUAAUUUGCUGGGCUAUGAAAAGUUGGUCACUAUAUUCACUUGUUUCAUAAUGGGGAUCUUGACGUCUAAUAAUAAAUUUGGAAUAUAA